This is a messenger RNA of Leucoraja erinaceus (little skate), 4361 nucleotides long. RefSeq names its product LIM homeobox 6a (gene lhx6a). Gene Ontology annotation, cellular component: nucleus. Gene Ontology annotation, biological process: forebrain neuron development; regulation of transcription by RNA polymerase II; neuron differentiation. The transcript has 10 exons. The record is from RefSeq and is a predicted model, not a curated record. Gene Ontology annotation, molecular function: RNA polymerase II transcription regulatory region sequence-specific DNA binding; DNA-binding transcription factor activity, RNA polymerase II-specific. NCBI's taxonomy places the organism in Eukaryota, Metazoa, Chordata, Chondrichthyes, Rajiformes, Rajidae. The coding region runs from base 611 to 1738 and encodes 375 amino acids.
ACACACACACGAGUAAUCACCGGCCCUCUGUACAACGUCGGGAAGCAGCAGAACAGUUUCGUGCAUUAAAAAAAAUCGAAUAAACUGAUAGAUAACUUGUUUUCCUCGAAGAGGCGAGUCGUUAAUUGAUGAAGUGGAUGUUUUUGUACUUGAAGGUUCGCGGCAGAGUUCCGCAUUGGUGUAAGAAGUUCUGAGAGUAGUCUCUACCCUCCUGCGCCUCUGGGCCCGACACUGACAGCUGACCGCGGGAGGAGGGAGUCUCUGUCCCACAGCCCCUCCAGUCAGUGUCGAUUACACGGUUAGAUUAACCAGAUCCCCCCAAACCCUCGCAUGGACUGUCUCCAGAAGCUGACAGCGCCGAGCAGUCCUGCACCAGCGAGGGAGUCACUUCACUUCCUCGCUUCCAACUAAAGUCCAUCUCCAAGCGGAAGAGUUGGAAGGAAAGGACUGUUUUUUUUUUGUUUGGGACCCAAACUCCGGGCUUGUCAGUGCCAGGAGCUGGAGCACGCAGCCCGGAUCUUCUCAGCUCCAACAUCAAACUGAGGCAGAGGCGCCGAGUAUCCACCGUGACUUCUCCGCGGAAUCGACACUUCCCGGAUCCGGCGCUCCAAUGUUCUGGAAGGGCGAGAGCCUGGUUCCUCCGCCAGAGGGGAAGAAGGUCUUGGCUGAAGAAAUUUUGGCCGAAAAGGUGAUGUCGCAGGAGAGGGAACAUCACCAAGGCGCGUCUCGCUGCGUGGAAGGCACCGUUUCCCGGAGCGUGUCUCACUCUGACAGCGACACGUUGGGAACGAGCAUGGGCAAGGAUGAGAUUCGAUCUUCACCCAGCCCACCCUCUACCCCUUCUAUCUCAUCCCCGCCUUCAUCCUCCUACUCCAUUAUCUCCGCCGACAAAAACAUCUGUGCCAGCUGCGGGUUGGAGAUCCUAGAUAAAUAUCUGUUGAAGGUGAAUAAUUUGAUCUGGCAUGUCCGCUGUUUGGCUUGCUCGGUCUGCAGGACUUCCCUGCGCAGACACGCCAGCUGCUACAUUAAAAACAAAGAAAUCUUCUGCAAAGUGGAUUAUUUCAGCCGCUUCGGUACCACCUGUGCCCGGUGCGGGCGGCAGAUCUUCGCCAGUGACUGGGUGCGCAGGGCGAGGGGCAACGCCUACCACCUGGCCUGCUUCGCCUGCUUCUCCUGCAAGAGGCAGCUCUCCACGGGCGAGGAGUUCGGGCUGGUCGAGGAGAAGGUCCUGUGCAGAAUUCACUACGACACCAUGCUGGAAAACCUCAAACAGGCGGCGGAGAACGGUAACGGGCUGACCCUGGAGGGAGCUGUACCUUCGGACCAGGACAGUCACCCCAAGCCGGCAAAGCGAGCACGGACCUCCUUCACCGCGGAACAAUUACAGGUGAUGCAGGCACAGUUUGCACAGGACAACAACCCCGAUGCACAGACGCUCCAGAAACUGGCCGACAUGACCGGUCUGAGCAGGCGCGUUAUCCAGGUCUGGUUUCAAAACUGCAGAGCACGGCACAAAAAGCACACGCCGCAGCACGCCGUGGGUCAGCCUGGACCCCCUCGGUCGCGCCUUCCUCCGUCCCUACCCGAGGAGCUCCAUUACCAAGCGUUCAGCCAUCACGAGCGGACCCGGAUGGUAGCACUACACGGAUACGUGGAGAACCACCCGUUCUCUGUACUGACUGCUCAGUCAAUCCCACACCAAGCUUUGGCUUUGCCGCAAUUGCCGAUUAGCCGGUGAAUCCCUCGAUGGCAAAAUCCAGCUUUUGAAGAACAGAAGGCAUUCAUGGAUCGUGUGAUGGAUCAAGCAGAAAUUUAGUUUGUAAAUCCCACCUGUGUACAUUCUCGGUCAUGUUGUUAAGCUCUACGCUGUUCACACGGUCUGGCCUGCAGAUCGUAUCGAAUUCAAUUCACUAUCCAAGGAAAUGCUGGAAAUACUCGGCGAGGCAGGCAGCAUCCGUGGAGAGAGCAGACGAGUUGACGUUCUCGGGUGUGGGCCACUCUCUCAGUCACGGUUUUCAGCAGCUGCACCGCUGUGUUCCUUGCAAAGGAACCUACUGACUAUAGUCUGGAGCUGGACCUACUUGCUGCUUCUCGGGAGACUGGUGAAGAAUCUUCUGCAUUACGUGUCUGAUAAUUGUAUUAGAGCUGGGUGAAGGAGAUGGUUCAUCAAAUCAUCCUUACUGAUGCAACACACCCUUAAGCAGAAGUGGAAGAGACUUUGAGCUUAAUUUCAUUUCUUUGAUUUGUUCCAUUUCCCUUGCAGUCGACAAUGCCAAUAUGAAGGAAAGGCCUGCCCGAUGACUCACAACUUGCAAAGUUGCUCACAACUUGUCCCCUUUAACAUCCUGUCCCAUCUGGAGUUCUCUUCACCCAUUCUUUGCGUUGCAGUCCGUUGACAUCCAGCAUGACGUAGCUUUCCCUCAGAGCCCGGCUCCACGUCGGAAGGCACGCAUCGUAAUUCUCUCUUUCUCUCUCACUUCACGUCUCGAGCUCUCGGUUCCAAUAGAACCCACAAAGAGAAACCCUCUCCUCCGUUUCCCUGUUGCACCCACACACACCCACUGGCAACACCGCAAAUUCACUCCUUGCCUGUGAAGGCUUCUCCAUAGAUCAGCGUUUGAGCCAUGCCGAACCUUAUACAUUGUGUUGAGGGGACACUCGAGCAGUUUCAUGAACUCCAUUCAAAUCAAUGGAUCUGUGCUCAAACGGGGAUAAAUAACAUGACUUCCAGUAAUAUAAAAUUGUAACAAUUUCAAUUUCAUUGAGUCGAUGCAUUGGUGGUUAUAACUUUUUAGUGAACAGCAAGCUUCAUCACACGACACCUACUCUUUCUGAUUGUAGCGAGUGACGUCCCGAGGUGUUGGCUGCGUUUUAAGGUCAGAGCAAGGAGGAUCUCACUACAGUGGAAGAGACUGAUUGGUGGUGCCUCACACAGCAGGUCGGAAGCUACCGGCUGUAAUUUCUUCUGCAAUGUUUUAUUCAUCUGGCACGAAUUAGUGUCUGCACAGAGAACAAAGCCAAAAUUAAUUGCUUCCGUCUGUCGAUUUCAUGGUGAGAGGAUGGCGGUGAGGGAGCUUCCCAUGUGAGUCCAAGGGAAGGGUGAAUGGGCAAUGGGGCCAAUGCUCUGGACACCCAGAGAGGGGACCCUAGAGAGAGUUGGAGGUCUGUACCACUUGUUAGCCAAGGCACCAGCCAUUGUGAUUCUGAGAUAAAUGGAUCGCAGGCUCCUGGGUGUGUUUGUGCAGUGUGGUGGUCUCGCCAAGGGCUGUGGUGGGAACUGGAUACUUCCCCCAAGGAGAUGUAGUCCGAGGAUGAGGGAGAUCUGCAAAGAGGCUUGCUACAGGUUGCCCGUACAGGUGAAGGGAAAGCUAACGGUCUUGCACACAUCUGUCCAUAGUAACCUCAUUAUAAACAGUUGCUUGGGUAAGCCCCAAUUCCUCAUGACACCCUUCAACAUUAUGAGAUGAGGUCUUCAUAAGAAAGGUGAUUUUCCUUUUCGAUUCCGUUCUGAUGUACCCUGAAACCACAGCACAUGGGCACAGCUGGUAUAGCUGCUACCUCACACCGCCAGAGACACGGGAUCAACCCUGACCUCAGGUAUUGUUGGUGUGGAGCUUGUACGUUCUCCCUGUGACAACAUGCGUUGCCUCCGGGUGCUCUGGUUUCCUCCCAGAUCCAAAAGACAUGCAGGUUUGUAGGUUAAUUGGCCUCUAGGAGUUGGGUGUAGUGAGUGGAUGGGAAAAGUAGGAUAAAAUAGAACUAGUGUGAACGGGUGAUCGAUGGUCAGCAUGCACUUGGUGGGCCGAAGGGCCUGUUUCCAUGCUGUAUCUUUCAAUCCAAUCCAUCUACUAUCUGCCAAUGCUCCAGUUCCCUGCCUGAUCCUCACAUCCUUGGAGAUCCAAUGAGCCAUCAACUGCUAAAAGCAAAAUAAAAAAGCAAAUUAUCUGGAUUAGAAAGAUCUGAAGAAAAUGUUGGACACAUGUAUCAGGUCGGGCAGCAUUGGUGGAGGCAGGGACAGAAUUGACACUUUGGGUCAAUCACCUUCUAUCGAUGGAACAAACUUGUCCACAGUUCUCCCGUGCAUUUCCAAUCUUUGCUGCUUCAAUGUCAAUUUACUGGGUAGAAAAAUUGAAUAAGCACUGAGUAGCCACUGCAUGGGUAGAAAGAUUCUAUAGACAUGAUGCCCAAAAGCAGAGGAAUUUUUGUUAAAUGCCCAUCGCCCUAUCCCUUUGUUCUGACCACAGGCAAUUACCAGUUUCAGUGAGACCCCCCCCCCACCCUCCUUACUCUUCCGCAUUGCAGGGUCCCAGCUCCAGAUCACUUCCUUCCUCCAGACAAGGGUAAUUCCUUCAGUCCCAGGU